AUGAAAAAAACUACAAGAGAUUUAACAAAAAAACAAGCAUCGUUUUUAUGGUUUGAAAUGUUAAUAGAAGCGUUAGUGAAUACAUCAGAACAUCAGAAGCCUUCAACAUCAGAAGCAAAAAAUCAAAUGCUUAAUGAAUGUCGUUCAUACUAUAAAGAUAACAAAACAGAAUUAAUUAAAAUUGAACAAUUUCAUAAUUGUUAUUCACCUGAUCAAGUAAUUAAGUGGUAUACUAAACAAAGUUUUGUCCAUAGAUUAGUGAAUAAAGCUUUACGUACCGAAAAUAUUGACAUAAAUUUAAAUAAAUCAAUAUUAAAAUUUUAUCGUGGACAAACAAUAUCGAUUAAAGAAUUUAAUAAAUUAAAAAAUAGUACUGGUAGUUUGAUAUCAUUAGAUGGUUUUUAA
This is a messenger RNA of Didymodactylos carnosus, 405 nucleotides long. The record is from the annotation of a GenBank genome assembly. NCBI's taxonomy places the organism in Eukaryota, Metazoa, Rotifera, Eurotatoria, Philodinida, Philodinidae.